AAGGUUUUUUUUUUAUUUAAAAGCAGCAGCAGAAGGACCGCUGUACAGUACCUAGCAGAACAUCCCUCGUGAUUCUCUCAACAAAAACUUCUCACAUGAAAAUAGUCCACACCUCCGCCGCCAACGGUGAUGACACCAUCUACAAGACAAUCGAAGUGGCUGUUAUUGACCGACGCGAUCUCACUCCACCUCCGGUGUUUCCUUUCCCUGUUGUCGGAGACGAACUUAAUCUUAUUCCACCUCUAAACUUUGCUAUGGUAGAUAAUGGCAUCUUUAGGUCUGGUUUUCCUGACUCUGCUAAUUUCUCUUUUCUCCAAACACUCGGCCUCCGCUCUAUCAUAUGUUUAUGUCCCGAGCCAUAUACAGAGGCGACCACGGAGUUUCUAAAGGAUGGUGGAAUCAGGCUCUAUCAGUUUGGGAUCGAGAGUUAUAAGGAGCCAUUCGUAAACAUCCCGCAGGAUACAAUUCGUGAAGCACUUCAAGUGGUCCUUGAUGUGAAGAAUCAUCCAAUUCUGAUUCAUUGUAAACGGGGAAAGCACCGAACUGGUUGUCUUGUUGGUUGCCUUAGAAAAUUGCAAAAGUGGUGUCUCUCAUCCAUAUUUGAUGAGUAUCAGCGGUUUGCUGUUGCAAAGGCUAGAGUUUCAGAUCAAAGAUUUAUGGAGUUGUUUGAUGUUUCUACCUUAAAGCAUUUGCCAAUGUCAUUUUCAUGCUUGAAGAGGUAAACCACUAGCUGGACUAAAUCAUAUCUUUUAUUUGUUAGUAGAAGGGAAUUCUAGGUCCUGCUUUGGAAUAAAUAGGAAAGGUGAUGAGUUUUUGGAUCCAUUUGCUGCGGCAAAGGAAUAUUUCUUUAUCCUGCUCGAGGGUAGUAGGCAUGUCCGACACAUCCAACAACUUAAGGCCAGGCAGAUUGUACCCUGAAUUUUGAGCAGCUUAGUCAAAAAAGGGAAAUUUUAAAACUUCAAUGUAGAAGAGAUAAGUUGGUCUCUGUUUUGAUGUAUUUUAACAAAUAGAAGAAUCCAGCAAAUAGACGCCAUGAAUGUGUAGCGGUGUUGAAUGAUAGAUCUUAUUGUCUCAGGCGUAAUAUAUGCAUGCUUAUGAGAUGGAUUUCA
Molecule: messenger RNA, 1109 nt
Organism: Populus trichocarpa (black cottonwood)
Lineage: Eukaryota; Viridiplantae; Streptophyta; Magnoliopsida; Malpighiales; Salicaceae
Product: tyrosine-protein phosphatase DSP1
Exons: 5
Coding region: 96-722 (208 amino acids)
Biological process (GO): protein dephosphorylation
Cellular component (GO): cytoplasm
Molecular function (GO): phosphatase activity
Source: RefSeq, a predicted model, not a curated record